This is a messenger RNA of Sesamum indicum (sesame), 1045 nucleotides long. RefSeq names its product Chitinase family protein. NCBI's taxonomy places the organism in Eukaryota, Viridiplantae, Streptophyta, Magnoliopsida, Lamiales, Pedaliaceae. Gene Ontology annotation, biological process: chitin catabolic process; carbohydrate metabolic process; cell wall macromolecule catabolic process. Gene Ontology annotation, molecular function: chitinase activity. The record is from RefSeq and is a predicted model, not a curated record.
UUGUAGUAUAUAUAGUGGAGAUACUGCAGCCAAAGAUCAUGAAUAACUCCACAACAGCAAGUCAGCAACGACAAACAUAAUGGUCAGGCGAUGUUGCUUUUUGCCGCUAGUGGUGUUAGCUUGCAAUUUAACAAUCUGCACCAGUUGGGCCUUCUCCAUUUCCUCAAUCCUUAGCAAAGAGCUCUUCCAUUCCAUCUUCCUACACAAGGAUGACGCAGCUUGCCCUGCCAAAGACUUCUUCACUUACGAGUCUUUCGUGCAGGCAUCAAGGUGCUUCCCAAGCUUCGGAAACACCGGAAACUUAGCUACUAGGAAGCGAGAAAUCGCAGCAUUUCUCGCUCAAAUCUCCCACGAGACAACUGGAGGAUGGGCUACUGCACCCGAUGGCCCCUAUGCGUGGGGUCUCUGCUUCAAGGAGGAGGUCAGUCCUCAGAGUGAUUACUGUGAUUCCACCAACACCCGAUGGCCUUGCUCCCCCGGCAAAUCCUACAAAGGAAGAGGCCCUAUUCAACUAUCCUGGAACUACAACUAUGGACCAGCAGGAAGAGCCUUGGGAUUUGACGGUCUUCAUAACCCGGAAAUAGUGUCCAACAAUUCUGUCAUCUCAUGGAAAACCGCCCUAUGGUUUUGGAUGACGGAGCAGAAGCCCAAGCCCUCUUGUCAUAACGUCAUAAUUGGACGAUACCUUCCCACAAAGCAGGAUGUGGCGGCUAACCGCACCGUUGGUUUUGGCCUCCUUACGAAUAUUAUAAAUGGGGGACUCGAAUGCGGAAUUCCCACCGAUGCCCGGGUCUACGAUCGGAUCGGAUACUUCCAACGAUAUGCCAACAUCUUUAGUGUGGACACCGGGCCUAACUUGGAUUGCCAAUAUCAAAAACCCUUCUGAUUUCAACUAAUAUUAUUUAUAGAGCAAUAAUGAGUAGUCUCUUAUACAAAAAGUGCCUGUCUUUAUGAUGUCUGAAUAGGCCCCUUCAACAGCAUGUCAAUCAUAUAACAAAUAUAACUGCCCACUCAUCUAUGUAUGGCUUCAACUUUUCCUCCAUCA